CAUAUUACCGCCACUCGCCACCGUCCACCGUCAAGUCACUGCCGGAAUACUACCUUUUAAGGAUUUUGUUCAAUGGGAAAGGAUCAACUUGCAUUUGUCAAAGAUGCUGUUUUCAAACUGCAAAUGUCCCUUCUUGAGGGCAUCCAAAAUGAAGACCAGCUGUUUGCAGCUGGAUCUGUGAUAUCAAAGAGUGAUUAUGAAGAUGUUGUGACUGAACGAUCCAUCACAAAUGUGUGUGGUUAUCCACUCUGCCACAAUUCUUUGCCAUCUGAUCGGACCCGGAAGGGUAGAUAUCGGAUUUCACUAAAGGAGCACAAGGUCUAUGACCUGCAUGAGACAUACAUGUUUUGUUCAUCGAGUUGUGUUGUUAACAGCAAAACUUUCGCUGGGAGCUUGCAAGAUGAGAGAUGCUCAGUUUUAGACUCAGAGAAACUAAACAAUGUUCUUAGACAUUUUGCGGAUAUGAAUCUAGAACCAUUGGAGAAGUUGGAAAAGAGUGGUGAUUUGGGUUUGUCUAACUUGAAAAUUCAGGAGAAAGAAGAAACCGGCACUGGAGAGGUGUCUUUGAAGGAGUGGGCUGGACCUUCAAAUGCAAUUGAAGGUUAUGUACCAAAACCAAGAGACAGUGAUUCCAAGGGUUCUUCUCGGAAAAAUAUUAAGAAAGGGGCCAAAGGUGCUCGUGGCAAGUUGAACGGUGACAAAAAUUUAAUUAUUAAUGACAUGGACUUCACGAGUACUAUAAUUAUGACCGAUGAGUAUAGUGUUUCGAAAGCACCACCAGGUCAAACAGACACCAAAGUUGAUCAUCAAAUUAAACCAACUGCAUCAGUUGAGAAGCUGAAAACGGUUGGCAGUAAAGAGGUAGUUGCAAAAGAUGGUAAGAGUAUUGAAGAACUGUCUUCCUCUUUUAAGAGUGGUCUAAAUUUAAGUGCCUCAGAAAAAGAGGAGGAGCCAAGAAUCAAGGAAGUAGCUGAAUCUUGUGAUGCUGUGCUCAAAACCCCUCUUGACCCUUUUGAUAAAAAAACAAAUGUUAAUUUCGUCUCCAUAUCUGAAAGACAAUGUGAUGUUGAAAAGAACAAUUCUGAAGUGGCACCAAUAAAAGAUGGGGAAUGUAGAGUUGCUGUUAAUGAUGGUGCUUCCACUUCCAAUGUAGAUGCAGCCAAUGAUGAUGAUAAAGUCCAAAUGGAAAAAACAACCGGAUCAUCCAAGAAUAAACCCAAGUCUUCUCUUAAAGCUGCUGGUGGAAAGAAACUUAGUCGCUCUGUUACUUGGGCGGAUGAGAAAAGCAACAGUUCCGGGAGUAAAGAUCUUUGUGAGGUUAAAGAAUUUGGAGACGCCAAACAUAAAUCUGACUUGGUAGAUGAUACAGAAGUUGAUGAUGAUGAAGAUAUGAUUCGUCGCACAUCUGCUGAAGCUUGUGCAAUGGCAUUGAACCAAGCAUCGGAAGCAGUUGCAUCUGGAGGAUCCGAUGUUGCUGAUGCUGUUUUGGAAGCUGGGCUCAUUAUUUUGCCACCCCCACAAGACGGUGUUGAGAAAGAGAUUAAGGAGAAUGAUGAUAUGGAAGAAACUGAAUCGUUUACUGUGAAAUGGCCACAAAAGCCUGGAUUUCCCGAUGUUGAUUUGUUUGACAAUGAAGACUCAUGGUUUGAUGCUCCACCUGAAGGUUUCAGUUUGACAUUAUCACCUUUUGCAACCAUGUGGAAUGCACUCUUUACAUGGAUAUCAUCUUCUUCUUUGGCAUAUAUAUACGGGAGUGAUGAAAGUUCUCAUGAGGAAUAUCUAUCAGUUAAUGGGAGAGAAUAUCCAUGCAAAAUCGUAUUGUCAGAUGGUAGAUCAUCUGAAAUAAAGCAAACUUUAGCCAGUUGUCUUUCUCGAGCUUUACCUGCAGUUGUUGCCGAGCUCAGGUUACCAGUACCAAUAUCAACCUUGGAGCAAGGGGUGGCAUGCUUGCUGGAUACAAUGUCAUUUGUGGAUCCUCUUCCGGCUUUCAGAACAAGGCAAUGGCAAGUGGUUGCUCUUCUGUUCAUCGAUUCAUUGUCCGUUUGUAGAAUCCCUUCUCUGACCUCAUACCUGACAGAUAGGAGGCCCUUGUUUCGCAAGGUUUUGCAUGGUACCGAACUGGAUGUGGAAGAGUAUGAGGUGCUGAAGGAUCUCAUGGUACCACUUGGCCGCGCGCCUCAAUUUUCUUCCCAAAGUGGAGCCUGAUCACAUGAUGCAACUUCAACUUGAAUUGAUCAUCUUCAACAACUGAAUUCUGAAGAACUUACAAUGAUUUGAGUGCAAUCUUUUUAUUGUUUCUUUUUCUAGGAAAAAAAUUGCAUUUCAAGCAUUGCAGUGAUUGGAAAAUUCUGUUUAUACUUGAAACCAAGAUACUUAUAUGUUGGCACUUGUAAGAAACCCAAGCAAGAUUGGAACCAGAUUUUAGUAUGACUCAAUUCUAUUGAGAGUGAUGAAUGAAAGAUUGAUUUUCAA
Molecule: messenger RNA, 2472 nt
Organism: Arachis ipaensis
Lineage: Eukaryota; Viridiplantae; Streptophyta; Magnoliopsida; Fabales; Fabaceae
Product: RNA polymerase II subunit B1 CTD phosphatase RPAP2-like protein
Cellular component (GO): cytoplasm; nucleus
Molecular function (GO): RNA polymerase core enzyme binding; RNA polymerase II CTD heptapeptide repeat phosphatase activity
Source: RefSeq, a predicted model, not a curated record